UCGGCUAGCGUGUUCUUGUACUGUUAUUAUUGAAAGAUUCGCAACCGGUGGAGGGGCAACAGUAGCCUUUCAUUUAUCAUUGCAAGUGGUGUGUUAAUCAUUGGUCCGAGCAACAGAAUGGAUGAUUCAAUUGAUGAUGAGGUGAUCUCCGGUGCUUCAACCAUCACUGUCGAGUUCAGUGGAGGAGCCGAAACGCUUUUCGGCGGUGUGAAAGAACAUAUCGUACCGUUGGAUGGUUCGAAAAUAGUAUUACUCGAGGAAAUGCUACGAUGGCUUCGGGAUCAUUUGCUUACGGGUGACGUGAAUUUGUUCCUCCAGGAUAACACGGUACGACCCGGCAUCCUCGUCAUGAUCAACGAUACCGACUGGGAUUUGAUGGGAGAAACCGAGUACAUCCUUCAACCUGGUGACCAUAUUCUCUUCAUUUCCACUCUCCAUGGCGGAUAAACAACGCAGCCAGGAAUGUUAACUGUGAUAAACUAAUUCUACUACUACUAAUACUAUUACUAAUACUGCAGAUACUACUGCUGCUAUUUCUACUCGCUACCUCCACUAAAUAGAGCAGCGAGGACGUUAAGAUCGGUUUUAGUGUUAAGAUAAAAAGGCUCACUUUCCCACGUCCUCACGGGGUUGAAGUCGCCGUUAAGCCACGUUACGUGAAAAAAAAAUCCGCUUUCUUAUGGUUGCGUAGGCGAAGAUCGAGGAAACAAAAUUAAUCCUAAAACCGCGCACCGCGAACGGUGCUGAUAACAGGCCGACGUCGUGUCGAUGUUGCGUUGACGGUAGCUCUAUCAACGAUGGCAGUCGCCAGAGGUCUCGAGUGCUCCGCCAGACGAUCGCUACUCAGAGCGGUUUUCGGUUUAUUUUUUUAACCCGCGGCUACGUGCGUGUAUACUGCAUCUUUAGCUAAUUAAUCGCAAGCGGAGUGAUGUAAGCGAGGAGCAAAAUUAACCCCAUUUGAUUUUUUAAAGCUAAGCAGACCUUACUUAUACGCGCGGUACCUCGACCGCUGCCUACGAUCAGGGUGUUUUUUAUAACCGUUUUUGUUUAUGAUAAUUAUCGUACGAGGAAAAAGAGUUACGGAAAAUAUACCAAUUUAAGCUGAUUA
Messenger RNA from Anopheles nili, 1108 nucleotides. RefSeq names its product ubiquitin-related modifier 1 homolog (gene Urm1). The transcript has 4 exons. Lineage: Eukaryota; Metazoa; Arthropoda; Insecta; Diptera; Culicidae. Gene Ontology annotation, cellular component: nucleus; cytoplasm. Gene Ontology annotation, molecular function: protein tag activity. The record is from RefSeq and is a predicted model, not a curated record. Gene Ontology annotation, biological process: tRNA thio-modification; protein urmylation. The coding region runs from base 118 to 447 and encodes 109 amino acids.